Molecule: messenger RNA, 1506 nt
Organism: Trichoderma virens Gv29-8
Lineage: Eukaryota; Fungi; Ascomycota; Sordariomycetes; Hypocreales; Hypocreaceae
Exons: 2
Coding region: 1-1506 (501 amino acids)
Molecular function (GO): hydrolase activity, hydrolyzing N-glycosyl compounds
Source: RefSeq, a predicted model, not a curated record
AUGUCCUUUGCUGUUAGACUACAGUCAUUUAAGUCGAAGACCCGAGUCUUCAUCAUCUCCGACAUCUCUAAUGAACCAGAUGAUGCGGAGUCGCUUGUCAGAUACCUCCUAUAUUCGAAUCAGUUCCAAACCGAAGGCUUGGUUGCCUGUACAUCAACAUGGAUGAGGACCAAAGUGUGUCCUCAGGAUAUGAUCAAGAUCAUUGAUGCAUAUGCUGGGGCUGUUGACAACCUUAAUGCCCACGUACACCCAGAUUUUCCUUACCCGACAGCUGAAAGUCUGAGGAAUCUCGUGCGGUCAGGCCCACCUGUAUACGGCUUUGCCGCCGUUGGUGACGAUAUUCCCUUAAGCGAAGGUGCCCAACUACUCCUCGAACGCAUCAUAACUCCGUCUAAUGAGCCACUUUGGGUUCUUUGCUGGGGUGGGACAAACGUACUGGCGCAAGUGCUAUGGAAAAUCCGAACGCAAUACACCGAAAGCGAAGCUGCGGGUCUACGAGCAAAGCUGCGCGUGUACACUAUUUCAGACCAAGAUGAUACUGGAGCGUGGAUCAGAGCGCAGUUUCCUGAUAUAUUUUACAUUUCAUCUGUACACGCUUGGAACAAUUACGGCAUGGCGACUUGGACUGGCAUAUCUGGGGACAAAUAUUACCGGUUCGACCAAGGCGGCCCAGACUUCACAAAGGUUUCUGCGGAGUGGAUUAAAGACAAUAUCCAGAUCGGUCCUCUUGGUUCGGCAUACCCAAACUUCAUGUUUAUUCCUGAAGGCGAUACGCCCACUUUCCUCUACCUAGUUCAAAAUGGACUCGGCGUACCUGAGCAACCCAGCUACGGCUCCUGGGGCGGCAGAUACCAGAUGAUAGACAUUAGCGAUGCGGGACAACAUGCGCGUCAUUUUGGAGACUGUGCUGACACAGUUACUGGCCUAGACGGCCGCAUUUACCGCUCGAAUCAGGCGACAAUAUGGCGCUGGAGAGAUGCUUUCCAGAACGACUUUGCCGCACGGAUUCAAUGGAGUCUAACAAGCGACCUAGAGGCAGUUAACCACCACCCAGUCACCUCCGUCAACGGGUUUCAGGGACCAGAUCCCAUUACGAUCGAGGCUGAGGCAGGUUCUACACUCACUUUCGACGCAAGCGAGACGUACGAUCCGGACUCGGGUGACAAACUGACAUUUAAGUGGUGGCAUUACUGUGACCCAAGUGCGACUCAAUGGACAGUAGAAUUCGAAGUUAGUGAACUGAAAAUACGUCAGCUCAACGACAGUGGGACGGUGGUAGAAGUAAAACUUCCGGGACCGGAACAGUGCUGUGUGGAGCUCCUCAGUCGGAGGGCUAUUGCACUAGGGAAGGCGCUGCACUUGAUACUGGAAGUGAAUGACAACGGUACCCCUGCAUUAACAAGCUAUCAGAGAAUCAUAAUCCAGCCGACAAACAAAGACCUUCGAGGUGGAGGCGAACCAUCUGAAGCGAUAUGCGAUGUCAUGCAUAAACUACUUCCAAACUGA